CCCUCUUCCACGGUCCUUGGCCCGCCUGCACCUUCCCCCACCUGGCACACCGCGCCGAGACCGGAGAUCCGAUGCCAUGGCGGAGGCCCGGCGCCGUCGGGCGGUGCUGGGUGCGCAGGGCCUGGCCGCGCUGUGGAUCACCUCGUCAGAGAUCCUAGGUUCCGAGCACCUUCGGUCGCAGAGCAGCGCCGUGAGCGGCUUCACGCAGCGUCCGGAGGUGGCCGUGGAGGUGCUCUUGCUGGCUGCGGGGUUUGAGCUCCGUGAAGGCGUCGGCCGUGCGCUGGGUGCCCUGCCGGCGGCGGCGCUGGCGAUGGCGGUGCUGCUGCCGUGGGGGCGGCUGGUGGAGAGAGCCGGGUGGAGGACGCUGCUGUCCUGCCAGCUGCUGCUGCGACCCCUGUGGGAGCCGGAGGCCUGUCCUCUUCCCAGCGCACCCCUCGCCUCGACGCUCGCCUUGGCCACGCUGCUGGCCCUGGCGGCCCCGCGGAGCCCCGUGCGGAGCGCCACGUCAGGGCUGCUGUCCGCCUUGGAGCGUUCCAGACGGCUGGGGUGUUUUGCCUUCUUCGUCUGGCUGACUCUGGUGCUUCCAAUUGCCUACAGUGCCUACACCGCCGAGAGUGCUGACACGGCGCGGGUGGCCACUUGGGCUUGGCCUGUGGCACAACUCGGGGAUCUGUUGCUAGGUGCAUGUGCUGCAGGCCAGCCGUUUGCUGGCUGGCAGGGAGGUGUGGCGGAUGUGUGGUGCACCUUGCUGGCAGUGGUGCUGUGGCUCCCCAAUUUGGAGUCCCUUGAGGGCUUCCACGUGGCGCGCGGCGCUGCCUUGGGCCUCACCUGGGCGCUCAUGGCAGGCCCCUCCGGCAGUGCUUGGGCACGUGCAGUGGAACACCCCUCCUUAGAAGGUCUGGGCCAAAGUGCCUGGCAAGCCAUUUUCCUUUGUCGACCUUCGUUGGAGCUGUGUCGAAGCUUGUUCGGGGACACCUUCCACAAGAGCGCUCCAGGUUUUCUGGCCUUCAACUUCUGCUUGUGGGUCCUUUCCUCCAACCUGGCCACCUUCACUAGAUCGGCCGCGCAGCGGCUCUCGGGCGGCGAGAUCGCGGCCGCGGAGCCGACCAGGGGUAAGUGAGCAAAAGACCCAGCUGCGGUGCAGAGGAUGCGUGGAGGGACCUUCGAAGGACCGUUGGAUUGAGAGAGACCGACACAUGUGACAUGGAGGAAUUCGGUACAGGAAGUACCGAGCCUUGGACGAAGAUGACGUUCAUUUAGAGGGCCC
Messenger RNA from Durusdinium trenchii, 1267 nucleotides. The record is from the annotation of a GenBank genome assembly. Lineage: Eukaryota; Dinophyceae; Suessiales; Symbiodiniaceae.